Naumovozyma castellii is the source of this 1059-nucleotide messenger RNA. RefSeq lists its product as uncharacterized. Lineage: Eukaryota; Fungi; Ascomycota; Saccharomycetes; Saccharomycetales; Saccharomycetaceae. The record is from RefSeq and is a predicted model, not a curated record. The transcript has a single exon. The coding region runs from base 1 to 1059 and encodes 352 amino acids.
AUGUCUGCUCCACCAUCCGAAAUUGCGUAUGUCUACAGUGGUGAUAUUGUAUCAGACACUAGAUCCGAAAGAAAAAAAAAGCCAGUUAACACGGUCCUGGGAGAAUUGAAGACUGCAUUGGCAUCCUGCAGUUUCGAACAACGUCAAAGAUACAUUUGGCCUGCAGAAGAGUCUUCAGUAUCAUCUUCACAUUCAGUGUUUCUUUUUGAUGCCCCUGUUAUGCCGGUAUAUGAUGAUAUCCUGAAGGCAUGUUCACUCGAAGGUGACCCCUGUUUCAAAGAUGACGGUGCGUACACGUACUACAUCAAUGACAUAAAUCUAAACUGGAAGAUAUAUAGGUUCUCUCUCAUUGACAAUUGUGAUAAGCCAUGUAUUCUCUAUGUUUUUUUUUGUGCAGAGGUAACGGUUGUUGUCAGCUUUUUGAGUGCUGGGACGUUUAGUAAACUGGGUGAGUACAUGGGUUCAUCAGGUAGCAUUUCCUCUUUAUAUAGGUGGAUUAUCGAAAAAACAAAGGAGAAAUUACGCGGAUUGAAGGACUCACUUGAGAAAAAAUACGACGGCAUUCUUAAGGCAGCUCAACAAAGCCGCUGGAAUCCAAAAUAUUAUUAUAACAAACAUCAGAUCAAGAAAUUCCUGAGAAAGUUGGCCUUUUUACUCUAUUGUUCGGAACAAUGGUGUUGUAUUAUGAUGAAUCUAUCUAUUUUGUUUAGUGGUAAUGGUGUGGAGGAUUUUAUCGACUCAGAAGUAAUUUGGGCAGCCAGUUUUUAUAAUUUAAGCAAGAACAGAAUUAGGAAAAUACUCCAAGACCUGAAUGAUACAGAGCAACAGGUGGAGGACAUUGGUAACUAUUUAAGAAAUACCGGAAUCAUUACCGAUGUUUUGACCGCCACCGGUGCCGGAAUAAAUUUUGCAAACCCAACAGUUAGUCAUUGGUGGGUGGUUGGGACCGGUGUAGUGGGAAUUGGGGCGGCCAUCCUAAGCUGGGUGAUCCAUAAAGCUGUUUUGCACGCCCACCUGAAUUACCUGACUAUGACCAACGAGUUGAUGAUUUUGUCGUAA